AAAAGAAUUCUCUAAAAUGUUCCCUGGUGCUAAUACUGUUCUUAAUAAUAUGAAAAGAUUUUGCCAGGAAGUGGAAUAAAACCGUCAAUUGGAUUAAAAAAAAGAAAAUAGGCACGUGAUGGUUUUUUUUAGAGCACACGGGGGGAAAAUGACCUUUAUGACAGUUUUGUCGUUUUCAAAAAAAUGCCUUGUUCUCUGAAAUUCCCCAACGAGGCAAGGUUAUUAUAAAUGGUAGGUAGGGAAAGCAGAGCAUGGCAAUAAAGGGGUUAAUGUGCAGAGCACAGAGCCAUCUGGCUGAGCUGGUUUGUUAUAAUCGAGCAGAUUAUGUUCACGGGACUCAGAGUUUAAGGCUCCUCUCCCAUAGAGCAACUCUGCACAACCCAAGCAGACCAACUUUGGGACUUUGAAUGAACAUAUUUACAUCCACCUUUCUCUUCAUGUCGACUUUUCUGGAAACAUUCACACGGAUGCCAUGGUUACUCCUACCACGAUCUUACAGGUGAACAAGGUGAUGUCCAUCUUGUUUUAUGUGAUAUUUCUCACUUAUCUUCGUGGCAUCCAGUCUACCAACAUGGAUCAAAGGAGUUUGCCAGAAGAUUCAAUAAAUUCUCUUAUCAUUAAACUCAUUCAGGCAGACAUUUUGAAAAACAAGCUUUCUAAGCAGAUGGUAGAUAUUAAGGAAAACUAUCAAAACACGGUGCAGAAAGCAGACACUCAGCAAGACAUGGAUGGAGAUGAAAAUGUGAAAUCAGACUUCCAGCCAGUUAUCUCAAUGGAUAGAGACCUCUUAAGGCAGCAGAGACGCUACAACUCUCCCCGCGUCCUCUUGAGUGACAACACGCCGCUGGAACCACCGCCGCUGUACCUCAUGGAGGAUUAUAUUGGAAAUUCAGUGGUGGUGAACAGAACCUCUCGGCGGAAAAGGUAUGCAGAGCACAAGAGCCACCGAGGGGAAUAUUCCGUUUGUGACAGUGAAAGUUUAUGGGUCACGGACAAAUCAUCUGCGAUCGACAUUAGAGGACACCAGGUAACUGUUCUGGGAGAAAUUAAAACAGGCAACUCUCCAGUUAAGCAAUACUUUUAUGAAACGAGGUGUAAAGAAGCCAAGCCUGUAAAAAACGGCUGCCGCGGAAUCGACGACAAGCACUGGAACUCCCAAUGCAAGACAUCCCAAACUUAUGUUAGAGCACUGACUUCAGAAAACAAUAAACUGGUAGGCUGGAGAUGGAUAAGAAUAGACACCUCCUGUGUGUGUGCGUUGUCAAGGAAAAUAGGAAGAACAUAAAUCUGCAUCUCUUUGCUAUAUAAAUUAUUACUUUAAAUUAUAUGAUAUGCAUGUAGCAUAUAAAUGUUUAUAUUGUUUUAUAUAUUAUAAGUUGACCUUAUUUAUUAAACUUCAGCAAACCUACAGUAUAUAAGCUUUCUCUCUCAAUAAACAAGAGCAAAGGGUGUGUGCCUCUGCUGUGGGCAACUUCGGGGUUUUUUAGACUAUGUUUGUGACACUGCUUGUCGGCAGCAUACCAUAACCUUACUGUAAAAUCUGUGUAAAAUCAGUAUUUUUCAUUCAGUAUUGUCAAGCCAGUGACUGUCAUUUAGUAAACUUGUUAAAAAUCAGAUCAAUGUCAAGAGUUGUGUACAUAUUUAUAUUCCCCAUUCUAUACAUUCACAUUUAAUUGGAUGCAGUGUUGACUCCUCACAGCCAAAAAUAUAAUGGACCAAAAUAUGUGUUACAGCCUGCAAAUGAUGUAAGCAGGCAUAAAAUAACAAUUUCUGUGUAUUAUGACAGCGUUGCCAGUGAAAUGACCAUUUUCCCUCUGUUAGCAUUUCAGAAUGACUGCUAAUAUUCCAGCAACUUUCGUUUAUGUUUUUGAAGAACAUUUGUUUUGCAACUGUUUUUAAUGCUGCCAGUGCGUUGUAGAAAAAAUAUGAAAACAAUCUGAAAUAUCUGUAGCAGAAACUUACUGAAGCCAAGAACCAAUCUAAAUGGAUCGUUAAUAUAAUACAUAAAAGAUGAUUUAUUCAGAAUUUACUAUUUAUUGUGAUCAGCCUCUUCCUCCUCACACAAUCAAUUAUUUCUGCUUGCAUUGUUGGAUCAUUCCUCUAUGUCUGAGCUUUUAAAUUAGAAACAAAGCUGAUGGUGUCUUAACCUUUAAAGAGCCCUUGGCUUGCAAAUUGUGGUAAAGAAAGAUAUGAUAUCCUGGCAUGGACAUCAAAGCCACACACCCGUAUGAAGCCGUUCUUCUCCUCAGCAAUCCAUUCUUCAUUUUUCACAGAAAGAAAAAAUAAUGUUGAACUGCUCAACAAACCUGGCACCUUUCAUAGGCAUGUGAAAUAAUAGAGCUUUUUGAGCGGUAUGGUGACUAAAAUCCUGGUAGUCCAUAGUUAUAAUGAAGUUCUUCAGUUAUACAGGUGAGUUGUUACUUAGGACAGACAAAUGUACUAGCAUAUAUAUACCUCAAACUCUUCCUUGUAUUGUCAUGCAGCUCCACUGGGGACAGUAAUAAUUUCACUGCUUGAAGAGAUGGUCUAUUAUAUAUUAGCCGUAUGAUGCCCUGGAUGGGAUCCCACUUCCAUAAAAGUAAACGAGAGUCUUGCCAUGGCUAUCAACAGAAUUAAGGUUGGACUGCAUAUGUGUCUAGCUAGACCUUAACACAGUCAGGGAUGAGAAUCACCAGCCAUUCAAAGAGCAUUACAGCUGUAGUAGUCUUAGGUUUUUACACUACAGCUUUCACUGUUGUAGCAUGUUCAGCAUCACAAAUGAAAAUGAGAUCACUCAAAACCAUGGGUGCAGGAUGCUUUUGUUCAUACAGAUUUCACUACUGGAGAACCAACCUCAAAUCUGCAACAGGUCAUCAAAGGCAGAAAAUUGCAUGGUGUCCCCUAGUCCCUUACAGAGAGUGUUACCAUCAUAAAACCACCGGAGAACUGGAGAGGUCACUCAUGAGGCCAAGCACAGGAAUAGCAGUGCCUCUGAGAGCCAGGCUGGAGCAUAUAGAUAUAAUUCUGCAGGGGAGGCCACAAGCAAAAGUCUUGAGAACCCAGCCAGUUUUCAACAUGAGGCCAAGGUAUUUAUCACACAAGAUAUACCAUCACCUCACAGUACUAAAUCCUGAUUUUGUUUCAAGCAGUAAUAACUUCAGAGGUUCAAUACCAAGGCAACUGUUUAAAGGGAAGAAAAGAUGUAAUGUAGCAAGGAACUCAGUACCUGGUAGAUCUGACUAGCAUUUUUCCAGCAUUCUCCUCCCUGGGCAAACAUUUGUAUUUUUUUUAUCUUUACAGAGCUUUUGCUAGCUUUACUAGUAGGGAAAUUUUUGUUUAAACUAAAUUUUUCUGCUUGUGGGACAAGCAUACUUUUUGGAACCCUGCCCCACUGAAUUUUUUUGCAAGCUAAAAACCUGCUUUAGCACCCUGAAUUCACAAAUAGAGAUCAUUUUCAGAUACUGUGAGUAAUUGAGAGCAGUAUCGCCAUGGAUCAUUAACUAGAGAUCUCCAUGCUUCAGUAUGGUGGAUAGGUCUAUCUCUGUACAAGAGGAAGUAAGAAGACUGACUCAGCUUGGUUAAAUCACAUUAAUUGGGAACUACCUUGUUCCUACAGUGUGUAUGCCACACUUGUUAACAUCAUUGUAAAUCCAGAGGAAUUCUAUUGAUGAUGGCUGAGAAAACGUAGGUUUACAGUAAUGUAAACAACAUCAGAGUUGAUCCUAAUGUCUUUGUUUCUGCUCACUGAAGACCAAGGGAGGUUCAUUCCUUAUAGGUUCAAAGAAAACAAAUUUGGUAUUUUCCACUGUAAAUUCAGCAGAGGAACUGGCCUUUGACUUUCAACUUUACCAAUGCAGCAGGUACUUUAUAAUCAGCCAGCAAAAAAGUAUCAGAGUAAGUACAACGCCUGUCAUCUGAAACACAUUAAAUGAGAAAGAAGCAUGGUGCAUAAGGUUAUUAGAUUGGCUGCCUCUUUCCCACCCCAGUAUAACAAUGAACGGAAGUGUUACCCUCUGGAUCUGAUCCACUUUCCACUAAAGUCAAUGGAAAAAUUCUCACCUUCUCCAGUGGAAGCUGGAUUGGGCCCUGGGCGAAGAAAAACCUGCAGAUCUCAACCAGAGAGCGGAGCAAUUGCACACAUCAGUUACGCGUUCUUGUAAAUCCUGUGUACACAUUAGAUGCUGUAUAAUUUUGUAACAAGUUUGUAAACAAAGCCUGUAAUAAAUUUGUUAAGGCCUAA
Falco peregrinus (peregrine falcon) is the source of this 4219-nucleotide messenger RNA. RefSeq names its product neurotrophin 3 (gene NTF3). Gene Ontology annotation, molecular function: nerve growth factor receptor binding; growth factor activity. The record is from RefSeq and is a predicted model, not a curated record. Lineage: Eukaryota; Metazoa; Chordata; Aves; Falconiformes; Falconidae. The transcript has 2 exons. Gene Ontology annotation, biological process: nerve development; cell surface receptor protein tyrosine kinase signaling pathway; positive regulation of peptidyl-serine phosphorylation. The coding region runs from base 473 to 1285 and encodes 270 amino acids.